AUGGGUGGUGGUGUUGUAAUUUUCAUGGCACCCAAUGUCAUAUCUGACGUUACGCCCAUGAAUCAACGCGCUUUGUUCAAUAAUGUACUCUAUGUGACCUUUGCACUUGGCUUAAUUCUUGGACCGAUCAUCGGUGGUCUGUUCGUAGACUACUUAUCGUGGCGAUGGACAUUUUACAUGCAUGGGCCACUCUCAAUCAUAUCCAUUGUGAUGUUGUUAUUUAUUAUUAAGGCUCCAACUCCGGUUGGUCCGGUGCGCGCCAAGUUGAAACGCAUCGAUUGGCCUGGCAUCUUCCUGUUGCUGUCAGGAUCGUUGCUUGUCCUCUUACUGUUAAACUAUGGCGGAAUCAGAUUCGCCUGGUCCAGCAUCCCAAUAAUUGGAAUGUCCGUGUCGGGCAUACUCAUAUUAGCGGCAUUUGUUACAUUUGAAGUGAGGUUCGCUGCAGAACCACUCAUUCCCGGAUUUUUUUUCAAUGACUCUUGUCUACGCGCGGUGUUUGGUGGAUUCUUUUUUAUCGGAUGGGUUCAGGUGGUCGUCGGUUACUUCACUCCGAUCUACUUUCAAAACGUCCUAGGAUUUACAGCGACUGCAUCCGGCAUAGCCCUCUUGCCAUUUUUAGUUAGCAUGGUUGUCUCCUUCGGAUUGGGUAGCAUUGUGGUAUCGUGUACCGGCCGUUAUAGGUGGCUCAUAUACAUCGGCUCGUUAUUGCUCAUUGCGGGCAGCGCACUGCUGUCAACGUACACGUUGGACACUGACGGAGCAUUACGAACCGCAUCUCUGAUAAUAGUUGGAAUUGGCAUCGGAUCUCUUUCAAUCCUUUCCACACCGGCCCAGGCAGCUGCGAAAGGAAGGGAAAAAAGGAUUAUAGCUGGAUUAUGUAAUUUUUUCCGAGGAAGUGGUUGGGCCGUUGGCAUGGCAGUUUCCGGUGCCCUGUUUAACAACGAAAUAAUAUCACACAUUCAAAAUUCAUCGAUUGCUACACUAAAUGAUGCCCUAUCACCAGAGAGUCUAAGCAAUCUUCCCUCGGAUGGUCAAAACGCCAUCUUGUCAUAUAUUAGCGAUGCGAUCUCCAAAAACUUUGAACUUUGUAUAGUCAUAUCAGUCAUCGCGUUAGUAUUCUCGCUAUUCGUCGAGCACUAUGAAUUGAAAGAAGAUCGUGGUAUAGGCAUUGCAAAUGUCGAAGUAUUGAAUGAAAAGGUUUAA
This is a messenger RNA of Acaulospora colombiana, 1203 nucleotides long. The record is from the annotation of a GenBank genome assembly. NCBI's taxonomy places the organism in Eukaryota, Fungi, Glomeromycota, Glomeromycetes, Diversisporales, Acaulosporaceae.